UUUCUUGUUGUUUUCUUUUUGAUCACGUAAUUAUUGUUGUGGCAGAUCGGGAGCGCAACGAACCGACUUCCUUGAGGCGUGCAAACAAACUAAAAAACUCCUCAAAGUAAACAAAAACUUAAUCCCAAAAAUCCAGUUUCAGUUCAGCACAGUCAACGCCGACGUCAACGGCGACUGCAGCAGCGACGUUGCGUCGGCGAGCAGCGCCACGCAAAAUCGAAAAGAAGUCAAUAGCAACAACAUAAAAAGUCAAUUUCAUCAAUGGGCAAGCUGGCAACGCACUCCGUCCCUCCUCUGCUACGUUCCCUUCGAGUGUCACUUGCAGGCGUCGCCUUCACACAAACCUCCGACGCGCGAGCGAGAUGGGGCCGAUGCACCAGGCGCAAGAGCGAGACGUGGCUAGAGAUGACUGACUGUCAGGUACAAGUUUGUAGGUGCAUUUCAAAUGCAGCUACUGCGACGCUGACUGCGCUGCAGCGUCGCAACGUCAACACGAACCACACGAAAUUAGUCAAUUUCAUGUUCAACAGCGAGCUACUUGCUCCGAAAACGGUAGGCACUUGAGUGCCUGGGCCAGUGUGAAAGUAAUACGCUCGCCGAGUCUCGAGUUGGGUCAACUACGCUCACUUUGUGGGCACUGCCGGGUCCAGCCCAUUGUGUCACCAGAUCAUUAAACUGUAGCUGUGUGUUGCGGGGCGUGUGUUUGUGCUCAAAUAAUACAGACCUGCCUUAUAGGACACAGAUCGAAGGAUCGAAUGGUAAGAUUUAAUUAAUUGACGUCUGUUUGCGUUGCGCCUAAUGAGGGUCUAUUAAUUGUGAAGACCCUAAUUACAAAGGAUAUUUGGGGUAGGAGCAAAUUUAGAGAAAGUAUUUCUUGUUUAUUUAACCAAAAUAAUGUACAUUAAAAAAUUAAAUGUCCAGC
Messenger RNA from Drosophila grimshawi, 922 nucleotides. RefSeq lists its product as uncharacterized. NCBI's taxonomy places the organism in Eukaryota, Metazoa, Arthropoda, Insecta, Diptera, Drosophilidae. The record is from RefSeq and is a predicted model, not a curated record. The transcript is spliced from 2 exons. Bases 262 to 564 code for a protein of 100 amino acids.